GGGAGAGAGAGAGGCAUGUGCAACGAGCAAUAGCUGUGGACCUUACAGUUGCUGCUAACUGCCCUGGUGUGUGUGAGGGAGAGAGAGAGAGGAAGGGAGGGAGGGAGAGAGAGCGCGCAGCGCGAGAGAGCGAGUGAGCAAGCGAGCAGAAAAGAGGUGGAGAGGGGGGGAAAUAAGAAAGAGAGGAGGAAAGGAGAGAAGGCAGGAAGAAGGCAAGGGAGGAUACAACCAUGCUGUGCUGUAUGAGAAGAACCAAACAGAUGAUGAAAAACUUGCAAGAUAGGAUCUGAGUCCAUGAAGCCAGAAAACUAUGAGGUUGAAAAAAACGAUGAGGACCAAAAGAUCGAACAAGAUGGCAUCAAACCAGAAGAUAAAGCUCAUAAGGCUGCGACCAAAAUUCAGGCUAGCUUCCGUGGACACAUAACAAGGAAAAAGCUCAAAGGAGAGAAGAAGGGCGAUGCCCAAGCUGCUGAGGCUGAGGUGAGUGAGAAGAAGGAAGAUGUCCCUGCUGCUGCUGGUGCCGAAAAGAAGGAGGGAGAAGGUUCCACUACCACCGAGGCAGCCCCAGCCACUGGUCCCAAGCCUGAGGAAUCUGGCAAAGCAGGAGAAACUCCUUCCGAGGAGAAGAAAGGGGAGGGUGCCUCCGAUGCUGGUGCAGAGCAGGCAGCCCCCCAGGCCCCUGCCCCCUCAGAGGAGAAGGCCGGCUCUGCUGAGACAGAAAGUGCCACUAAAGCUUCCACUGACAACUCGCCGUCCUCCAAGGCAGAAGAUGCCCCAGCCAAGGAGGAGCCUAAACAAGCCGAUGUGCCUGCUGCUGUCACUGCUGCUGCUGCUGCCGCCACCCCUGCUGCAGAGGAUGCUGCCACCAAGGCAACAACCCAGCUUCCAACGGAGACUUCGGAGAGCAGCCAAGCCGAGGAGAAGAUAGAAGCUGUAGAUGAAACCAAACCUAAGGAAAGUGCCCGGCAGGAGGAGGAUAAAGGAGAAGAACGUGAGGUGGACCAAGAACAUGCCUGAACUCUAAGAAAUGGCUUUCCACGUCCUCACUCUCCCCUCUCCGGGACCCUGUCUCUCCCUCCCUCUUCUCAGCUCCACUCUGAAGUUUCCCUUCCUGACCUGCUCACAUCCGUGAGUCCGUCCUCUCCCACCCACUAGCCCUCUUUCUCUCUAUGUGGCAAACAUUAAAAAAAAAAAAAAGCAGGAAAGAUCCCAAGUCAAACAGUGUGGCUUAAACAUUUUUUGUUUCUUGGUGUUGUUAUGGCGAGUUUUUGGUAAUGAUGAUCCAAUCAUUUUGGGAAAUUCUUGCACUGUAUCCAAGUUUUUUGAAUUGGUGCGCGUGGCCCUGUGGGAGUCCACUUUCCUCUCUCUCUCUGUUCCAAGUGUGUGUGCAAUGUUCCGUUCAUCUGAGGAGUCCAAAAUAUGAAGUGAAUUCAAAAUCAUUUUUCUUUUUCUCCUUUUCAAUGUGAUGGAAUGAACAAAAAGAAAAAAAAAUCAAAAACCCAGUUUGUUUAGAAAAUAAAUAAAGCAAAUGUGCCAAUUAGCGUAACUUGCGGCUCUAAGGCUCCUUUUUCAAUCUGAAUAUUAAUAAAUCAUGAGAAUAAUCAAA
This is a messenger RNA of Phyllostomus hastatus (greater spear-nosed bat), 1606 nucleotides long. It is a transcript of the gene GAP43, whose product is annotated as growth associated protein 43. The coding region runs from base 295 to 1017 and encodes 240 amino acids. Gene Ontology annotation, cellular component: cytoplasm; plasma membrane; postsynaptic density. Gene Ontology annotation, molecular function: calmodulin binding; phosphatidylserine binding; lysophosphatidic acid binding. The record is from RefSeq and is a predicted model, not a curated record. NCBI's taxonomy places the organism in Eukaryota, Metazoa, Chordata, Mammalia, Chiroptera, Phyllostomidae. Gene Ontology annotation, biological process: axon choice point recognition; tissue regeneration; regulation of growth. The transcript has 4 exons.